Messenger RNA from Cinara cedri, 4092 nucleotides. The record is from the annotation of a GenBank genome assembly. NCBI's taxonomy places the organism in Eukaryota, Metazoa, Arthropoda, Insecta, Hemiptera, Aphididae.
AUGCUCAAUUACUUUACAAAAUCAAUAUUUAAAGCAAUCAUUCGUCCAAAAAUAUGGUGUACAAGCAUUUCGAAAAAAAAUGUAUGCACUGCAUUACAUGCAAUAAAAAAAGUAAGUUUUAAAUAAUUAGCAAAAAAGUAUACAAAUGCCUGAAAUUUAGGGACUUACAUAACUAUUAAUUCAAAAAAAAAAAAACUAAUCAUUAUAGAAAAUAUAUAAAAUAAACAAUAUAAAUUUUAGUAUAAUACUAACUUGUCUUAAUCGUUUUAUACCGUAGUGUUCUACAACUAACAAUUAUAGAGUUGUAAUGGUUAGACACGGCGAGAGCGAAUGGAAUGAAAAAAACUUGUUCUGCGGUUGGUACGAUGCUAAAUUAAGUCCCAAAGGUAAUACGAAUAUUAAAAUAAUAAUUAAAAUUUUUUAUACUUUAUUUACUGUAGUCAAAAUAAUUACGAAUAAAGAUAAUUUACCCGUCCGCGUUAAGAAAUUAGAUGGUUUUAAAUAGUUGAAAAAAAUUAAUAAUCAUUUUUUGUUUAGAUUUUUAACUGACAAUUAAAUUAUUAAAUUUGACUCAUGGUCGUCGAGUGAAUUAACUGAAUUAAUUUUACUAAAUUUAUUCGGUGUUUACGAUGGGUAGGUAUUUCUAUUAAAAACGAUUUACAUAAUUGUCUUGUGACGCGUAAACUCAAUUUCAAAUAACAUAAUAAUAGAAUAGGUGGGAAUAUGUAAUUAUAAUUUCUAUUAUAUUAAGCCAUUCCGCUAUAACGUAUAGCUGAUACUAUUGAUCCGAAGAUUCAUUUUUUUAUAAUCCUUAAAAAUAUAUACAAUCUAUUUUACAUCGGUUCUAUCGUGUGUGGUAAAAUAUGAUAUUAAACGAGUUCAAUAAUUAUGAUUGUAUUUUGUAUAACAAGAUAAUGAAAAAGAGGGUAAACAUCAGACAUCCCGAAAACGUUUGAAGUUCUACAUAAACUAUAUCAAACGGCAUUUUUUAAAUAAAAACGCCUUUUUCGGCUCCGUCGUUAAACUGCGUUUUAUACAAAUACGCUUUUAUAUUCCGUUAUAUUUUUUGGCCCGCAGGCUUGCAAGAAGCUGUCAACGCCGGAAAAACGUUGAAACUGAACAAUUAUGUAUUUGACGUCGCACACACGUCCGUUCUGCAGAGGGCUCAACACACUUUGUGUACGAUACUCGACGAGCUGGACCAGGUGGAAAUUCCCGUGCACGUGACUUGGCGUCUAAACGAACGGCAUUACGGAGGUCUGACAGGACUCGACAAGUCCGAGACCGCCGCCAAGUACGGCGAAAAACAGGUAACUGAUAUAUAUAUUUUUUUUUUUUUCUAAAGAAAUAACAAUGAUAUAAUUUCCGACGUACGGCCCCGGUCUCUCUCUAAAACACUUCUUUAGAUUUUCAACUAGAUUCGAUAUUUAAUGCGUAGUGUAACAACGAUAUAUAAUAGCGUUAUAUGUAUUAUUAUUUUAAUACUGAAUAUUUUUUUAAGAUGGCUUCUGUUAAAAUUAUAAAAUUAAUAAUUUUUAAUCACAAAAUAAUUUUAAAAUGCUAAAUUUCUACAAUGUUGGACGUAGAAACCGUCGAUAUUUUCUCCCAUGUCGAGGUAGAAUUGAAUUGUUAACCAUGUGUUGUAAUGGUAACAGGUCAAGGUGUGGAGACGUAGUUUCGACACUCCGCCACCGCCAAUGGAAAAAGAUCACGCGUACUACGAUCAGAUCGUCAAAGACCCUCGGUACACAGACGAACCGUCCGGUAAAGAAUUUCCAAUGUUUGAAUCGUUAAAAUUGACCAUAGAAAGAACUCUACCGUAUUGGAACGAAGUUAUUGUCCCACAAAUGAAACUGGGAAAACGGAUCAUAAUAGCCGCUCACGGAAACAGUCUUAGGGGUAUAAUUAAAUAUUUGGACAGUGAGUGCAUACUCAUAAAUUGAUAUUUUGGUUAGAAAAUCGUAUGGACGGAGACCAAAAGAUUACAUUUUUUCAUCGUUUUUAUACAGUAGAAAAAAUUACACCAACAUCUCACUGGUAAUAUCCGAGGCGGUUAUAGAAAUUUAUUUUAUGCCUUUUAGGGCAUCCCAAUCAUUUAUAGAAAAUCCCUAUUUCGGUCCUCGGCCAGUACUAAAUCAGCCUAUAAUCCACAUACUUCCUAAUGUCCAAGUUCGGACCUUCCCCCAUACCAUCCACCAAGAAACAAAAGGGAAUCUUUUUGAAAUAUUCAACACCCCUCCCCCAUUUAGGUCCUGAAGUGAUCUUCAGAAAAUAUGAAAAAUAAGAAGGAAACAAAAAUUCGACCGUAUUUCGGAACAACUAGAACAACUAGAACAACUAGACUAACUAAUUAUUCAGAACAAGUAUUAAACAAUUACCAAUUUUCACUUAUAGUAGAUUACUCUAGAUAUGAUAAAAUUGUCAAAAGAUGUUGACGAAUUUUGAACUUUUUUUAUUAAAAUUCUAUAAUAUAUUUGAUAUUUUAGAUUUUUCAAGUUAUUUAAAUUGUUAUUUGGUUUUGUAUAAAUGAAAUUGUUUAUAUAAACAUAAAUUCUUGACAAUUUAUUACGAUCAUAUCACCUCGAAGUUCGUUAUAAUUUUGUGGCCAAAAAUCGAAAAGUUGAGCAUAAUUUAAUAAUUUUUUGCGUGUUAAGUUCAAUUUUUGAAGAAAAUCGUAAUAAUUAUAGCAUUUAAAAAUAUAUCUAACUGAACUUUUCUCAGAAUAACUUUUAAUUAUCAAGCAAUACUUUAUCGUUGUGUGCAUGGUGGUAGGGGCUAAUUUAUCAACCAAAAUAAGAUAUUCCCGGGAAGAUCCAAAUGUUUUCCGAUGGAAAUUUCCAGGCUGGAACUAAUUUCAAUUAAGACGAUCGGUUCCCAACAAGUAAUUUUGAUCAAUCAUCAAUUAAACAGAUAAUGUCCGGGAAGGUCGAAAUGCAACCCAACGGGAAGUUCCUGAUAGGCAUUAAUUGGGUACUAAAUAGGAAAUUCCCGGACUGGUCUACACUGUAAAGGUUACAAGAUAGGAACUUAUUAUUCCACCUGUUCCUUGGUUAAUCUGAUAGCUAAUUGGAAGGAAUUCUGUAACAAUCAAAUAAACAAUUAGAUUGACGAUUGUAGGGUUAAAAAAUUAUCCAUCUGAUACAUUCUGAUUAGAUGAAAUAAUAACAGUAAUAGAAAGUUUAAAGCUUCUGAUAAGUGGUAAACACAUACAAACAAGAAACAUUGGUCAGUUAUACAAAGUUCAUUUUGUUGUUCUACAAUGUUCUAUCAAAUCAAGAUGCUUCAAUCAUCCGUGAUGAUAUCUGAUUAGUCGUCAGAUCAAUAAAUCAAGGAACAAAAUUUGUUACCUGAAUGGUGUACCGGGUGAUCCAUUUAAGUGGGUACACUCAUUAUCUCGGAAAGUAUUAACUUUUUCUGGAAUUUGUUUUCUAUAAUAUUUAAGAAACAAGCUGCUCUACAAUUGUAAAUUUAUAUUAUUUUUUAUCCCCUUUAUUUUUGAGCGUAAAGCCACUACUUACAUUUAAUUUUCAAAUAGUGACCUAUAUUAAAAAGUACACAAAUAGAAGGAGUAUUAAUCAAAACAAAUUUUAGUGUUGACAUUUUUGAUUUCCAGCGAUCCGUUGACUAGAUAUUCCACUUUUAAGUUUAGGCUGGAGGAGAGUGAUGGUGCAUUAUCAACACGCUGCACGCCGUACCGCUACACAAAUGAUUCUCAACCACUCUCUUCCAACCCAAACUUAAAAGUGGAAUAUCUCGUCAACGGAUCGACGGAAAUCAAAAAUUUCAACACUAAAAUUUGUUUUGAAUAAUAUGUCAUUGAUUUAUGUAUGAUAAUGAGUAUACCCACUUAAAUGAAUCACCUGGUAGGUAUUGGAAUCUAAUAAUUUUCGUUCUCAAUAAAUAAUUACAUAAUAUUGUUUCUUAGAUCUUUCUGACGAUACAAUUAUGAAUUUAAAUUUACCGACGGGCAUACCAUUCGAAUAUACACUUGACGAGAACUUUAAACCCAUAGUUUCAUUGAAGUUUUUGGGUGACGCAGAAACCGUUAAGAAAGCUAUGGCCGCUGUUGCUUCUCAGGGCAAAGCAAAAUAA